Messenger RNA from Lytechinus pictus (painted urchin), 5863 nucleotides. RefSeq names its product serine-rich adhesin for platelets-like. Bases 442 to 4248 code for a protein of 1268 amino acids. Gene Ontology annotation, molecular function: G protein-coupled receptor activity. Gene Ontology annotation, biological process: adenylate cyclase-activating G protein-coupled receptor signaling pathway; cell surface receptor signaling pathway. The transcript is spliced from 26 exons. Gene Ontology annotation, cellular component: plasma membrane. NCBI's taxonomy places the organism in Eukaryota, Metazoa, Echinodermata, Echinoidea, Temnopleuroida, Toxopneustidae. The record is from RefSeq and is a predicted model, not a curated record.
GUGUUGCAAAGCACUACUUUAAAAUAAUUGUGAAUUGAUUUGUAUGUUAGUCAAAACGUUACACUGGUAUUGACAUGUAUGAGCAUAACUGGAACUGGUGUUUGACUUUAUUUUCAGAUUGUUUUACUUGAGCUUUUGGAAUAUAUGUUCCCGGAAAAAAAAUGUAGAAAUUACUGUGCAAGAAGACACCGACGCCUUACAUUGUUUCAAUUUUACUGACCCGCCGACAAUACCGAGGCUAUAAUCGACUCGAGUCACUCGCUCGAUGAAAUUAUUGCCAUCGUUUCUAUUUGACCAACCAAUUAUCGGGUAUCGAGAGGCGACGGAUGCGUUAUUAUUAUUUUUUGCGACAGAGUAUAAGAUAUAUUCGAUAAUACGUAUUUUGGCCCGAGCUGCAUUCAUGUUUAGUUUUUCGUCGUCAGUGGAUUGCUCAGUUCACGAAUGGAGAUGGUUAAUCUGAUGGCGGGUCUCCACGGGAGCUGUGUUUGGCGACUCCUUUUUUACCUUGUAUUGAUUCUGUUUCUUACUGAUGUCAGCUGUAAUGGCCAGCAUAUUCACAACUGUACAGAUCUCGUACUGACCGAUGGCACGUUAAUCAUCAAUACAGACUGUGGUGUUUGGUAUCUUGUUUGUGACGACAACAUGACGUCAUGCCUGCCAUAUAACGUCACGGAUAGUGAAAAUGGGACGUUUUCGUGUGUUUAUUACAUGGACCUGGAUUUGGAACUGACUCUGUUCGCAGACGUAGGAAGCGGAGUUGAUACUACCCCAUGGCUUUCGACUACACUAACGUCGUACACAAACACAACAAGCGACAACACCUCAACCUCGGAAGGAACCGAGAGCAGCAUGACAAGCCCAAGUACAGGAACUCAAGAAACUACAGUUCAACCUGAGAACACCGGGAGCACAACCCCUUACUCGACUAUGCAAUGCCAAUCAACGGGAACACAAGGAAUAGAUGGCGCAUCCUGUUCGCCAGGUACCCAACAAACAUCCAGUAGUGAGAGCAUAAGGACAGGACCCAUGGACAGCACUACCGAAAUCUUUGGCGAGAAUGUAACCGAGGUUGAGAACGUAACCGAGGUUGAGAACGUAACCGAGGUUGAGAACGUAACCGAGGUUGAGAACGUAACCGAAGUUGAGAACGUAACCGAGGUUGAGAACGUAACCGAGGUUGAGAACGUAACCGAGGUUGAGAACGUAACCGAGGUUGAGAACGUAACCGAAGUUGAGAAUGUAACCGAGAUUGAGAACGUAACCGAGGUUGAGAACAUGACAGAGAUAAUCGGCACCGAUAUGACUACCACAAUUGACUAUACCACGACUGAUCCCGAGUCAGACCAAUCAGAAUGUGACCAGCUUUUCAAUUCAAAUGUAAAUCAGCACAUCAUUCUCCGUGGCAGUGUAACAUAUCAUAACUACACGGACGACUUCAACCGGACGUGGGAGUAUGGCGUCGCUACCUUUAACAUAAACGGUUCACUUUAUCUCGGGCCAUCGCUGAGAAUCGAGGUCCGUGGAGAGAAUGCGAUUCGUGUGAACAGCACCUUCGGUGACGUCAUAAUAAACACAACAAUUGAGCUUGAUCGGUUGAAUUCCAGUUCAUUCACAGUUCGACAUAUGGGUGGGUUUGGAAGUGCCAAUGGCCCUGGUGGAGCAGCUCCAAACUCAUCUGAUGGGGCGGGGCAUGGGGGAAUGGGUGGGGCCACCAACCCCUCAACACUCUAUAGCAACGCCUACUUACUGAACGACACGGAUCAUCUUCUUGGUGGAAGCGAAGGUGGAACAUCACGAAAUUGUACGGGGGUCGAGCAAGCUUAUGGUGGUGGUGCAAUUGAGAUUAUUGCAGCUGGUCUCAUAUACAUUGAUUCUGAAAUCAAAGCUACUGGAGAGGAUGCAGCGGAGUUUACCCCAGAAGGACAAUAUUGUUGUCUUGGUGGUGGCAGCGGUGGGCUUAUUCGUCUUAUUGCUCAAUACAUCUGCAUGGGUGAUGGUGGAUUGUUGAACGUUGAGGGUGGAAAUGGAUCUUCGGCAAGCAAUGGAACCACAUUGUGCGGAGGGGGCGGGGCAGGUGGUGUGGUGCAACUUUUGGCCAAUGAGAGCUGUCUUACCGCAGACGCAGUGAACGUUCAGGGUGGAGUUGGGUUUAAAAAUGGAGAUCAGGGAACGAUGACAAUCAGCGGAUCACAAUGUUCAGAAGGCGAGGGUACCAAGAGAAAACGCCGCAAGAAAUAUAAAAGACGUGGCAGAGGCAAAGGCGAUGGGAACGGAGGAAAUCAGACAGCAUCUGAUUCUGGAUCGAGUUCAUCUCCUGUGACGUCAGAGGGGGAAAUGUCCACGGUGAUGACAACCAGACUGAUGACUACACCGAGAGAUGGAACUGGAAGUAUUACAUCAACCACUACUCCAGCAACUUCAUUGCCCACCACAUCUGCAUCAACCUCUGAAACGAGAUCGUUAACCCCUUCUUCAUCAGGCACAUCCCAUACAAUAUCAGCAACAAGCCUUACAACAUCCUCUAUAAGCCAUACAACAUCAGCUACAGGCCAUACAACAACAGCUACAACCCAUACCACAAUGCACACAACUACUCCAAACAACACUGUCGUUCAACAGGAACUUGCUAAUCUGAUUUCAUCGCUUUCAGUGAGUUCUUCGAAUACAAGUUCAAACACCAAUAUCUCGUCUUCUGAGGCUGCUAGUCAACUCAGAGAUCUCGAGAAUGCAGUGUCUAAUGUAGCACUCGAUCUACUUCAAGACCUAGCAGACGAUGAGCAGUUAAAAACAGCGAUCACAAUCGGCGAUACCGCCGUUGCGAUAGAGAUUGUACCAGUGGAUGACUUUGAAGGGUCAUCGUUUCCGUCUAGCGAUUCGAACUCCAGUGACACCAGCAUUACCAUCCCGACCGUGGUCCUUCCUGAAAAUGCCACCGGUCACUUAGUGUCAGUUUUUAUCCUUCAUACAAGACCGCCCCCUCUCGGUGGAAACCUGGUUGAGAAUAAUCGAUCUGAUGUACGAUUUCAACUCAACAGCCAAGUUAUAAGUGCAAGUGUCUCAUUGGCAGAUGAUGGCGCUGUCGCCUUCAACGAACCAAUCAGGAUCGUUCUUAGAAAUAGUCAAGAAGACGGUACGGGAAACUCAUCACAUUGUGUCUUUUAUGAUUUUUCCGCUGAAAAUAAUACAGGGGCGUGGUCAACUGAAGGAUGUAGAAUAAGUGAUACCAACGCUACUUACAUCACAUGUUCAUGUGAUCACUUGACAAAUUUCGCCAUUUUGCUACAAAUAAACGACAUCGAGAUUUCAGAGAAGGAUCAAUUGAUACUUCAACUCAUCUCUCAAAUCGGCAUUGGUCUUUCUCUUAUCUUUUUGACGAUUGGCUUCAUUAUUAUUGCAGCCUCGUUGAAAUCUUUACAGAAUAGAGAGGCUGCCAUUAUUCAUCUCAAUCUUAUGGCAUCUAUGAUUAUUGGUCAUCUCAUAUUCAUUAUUGGAAUAGAUGAUGUUUAUUCUCAGAAACGAUGUAAGGCUGUGGCGAUGCUGCUUCAUUUCUUCUAUCUGGUGACCUUCUUUUGGAUGCUGACGGAAGGAAUUCAUAUCUACUUCCGGGCCACGCGUGUCUUCAAGAACACAGGCUAUCAACUUAAGAUAUACCAUGCGAUUUCAUAUGGAACUCCCUUUUUGAUAGUCAAGGUGACCGCUCUGGUUGAUAUCGACUAUUACGGAACAGCUCAAGCUUGUUGGCUUUCAAGAGAGAGGGGUGCAAUCUGGGCUUUCGCUGGGCCCGUGGUAACCAUUAUAGGGAUAAAUAUCAUCAUACUAGUGAUCGUGUUACAGACAUUCUUGACCAUCAAAUCUAUUAAUAACAAGUCAAAGUUUGAGCAAGCCAAACGAUCAACAAGAGCUGCUGUGGUAUUGCUGCCACUCCUUGGAAUCACAUGGAUCUUUGGUUUCCUAGCAACCGGAUCAACAACCAUCUUCUUCCAGUAUGCCUUCGCAUUGUUGAACUCUCUCCAGGGGGUCUUCAUCUGUUUAUUUCAUUGUUUUACGAACGAUGACGUCAGGAAGGCAUUGAAGCUCAAAUACAGGCGAUCCAAACGACACUUUGACGCCAUCGAGAGUCAUCACUCGAUGAUUGAUAGAUUUCGGUCAUCGACAAACACGAAUAAAGUUUCAAUUGUUCGCAGGAAAGAAGCUUUUGUAGAGAAGUCCAAGAUUUCAACGACUACUACCGAUACGUCAGUGUUUUGAUUGCAGUAAUCAGAAGAAAAUCUGACUGGAAAAAGAAAUGUGAAAUAACCCAAGAUUAUAACUUCAGUAAAAUUUAAAACGCACUGACAGGGCUACUUAAGGCUGAAAGUAAUAAUAUCAAUAUGAGUGAUAUUCAACGAAAAAAGCGCUAAGAGAAAUACUUAAAAUCUGGAAACAAAUAAUGAAGUUAUCUAAUUUGUUUAAAUGUUAGCAAUAUUUCGUAAAAUAGUUGUAUGAAUGUCACCCUGAAUAUGGAAUAUGUUGGCUGAUGAUGUGUCCCCAUUUUAUAUUUCUUUUUUAUUACAUUAAAUCAUAAUUAUUUCAUAUUUUCAUAGAUGUAUGUAUGAUAUGUCUCCGUUAUAAUGAAAUUAUUUGCAGCAAUAAUGUCUUACGCGUUAGUAUUCAAUCCGCUGAAAUGUCAUAACUUCGUUAUUCAUCAUUCGAAUUUGACGAACUUUUCAUGUUUUGUUUUGUUUGAUUUUAUUCUCCCUUUUAAAUCAGUUAUUCAGCCUGGAAUGCCCUUUACUCAACAUUUUAAUUUUGGAUAAUUAAUAUCAAAGUUUGAAGCCCGACUCAUUCGUAACUUUUUCAGAAUAAGUUAGAAAGUGGAUCAGGGAUUUAGGUGGGAAAAUUCUGAAAAAACCCCACAUCAUCAUGUGAUAAUAUACACGAAUCGAAAAUUAAGAUUUUCCUAUAUGUACAGUAGGUUAUUUAUGUUAUGUAGGUUCGGCAUUUAAUAUCUAAAUAGCAAGCAAGUGUCAAACUUUCAAAUGUAUUGAUAAGAGCUUUUUUGUCUUUUUAAAGUUUUGUUAAGAUGGUUAGAAUAAACUGAUAGAAGUAUAAUGUAAAAAUUAAGAUUUCGGCGUGCCUUUUAUGUCUUUCACGUUUUUAUUAGUGUGAGUUCAUUAUAAUAAAAAGACAAUGAUGUUAGAUAAUUUAAAUAUGAGUAUUAAGACGAUCCUAUGUAAAGUGUAUUUUGAAUGUAUAUUUCAGGGUAAUGUACAUGCAUAUUAUGAGAAAGAUAUAUAUUAACUUGUAAAUAUCAAUGUUUAUUAAAUCUAACAGUCGGAGUAUUUUUUUUUGGGGGGGGGGGUUAUAAUUAUGAAAGAUAGAAAUUUUUAAAUGAUGUUACUGUUAUUUAUAUUUAUUCAAUAUGACUUUAUAAUACUUGAUUAGAUGAAAUAAAAAAUAGGACUCAAAAGAGUCCAGCCUUUACUCAGUACUUCAAGAUUUAGGUGUUGGAAAUAAUAAUUUGUUAUGAAUAGAAACUGAAAACAGCUUAUCCGUCAUAUCUAUUUUAUCAAAUUAAACUUCAAAGAGGAUUUUAAAUCAUUUGGGGUUUGUCAUCUUAAUAAUAGAAUUUCAUACAAUUAUCACGCUUUGAUAUUAUUCUGUGAUAAUGAUGUGUGUUAAUUUUUGAAAAAUAAUUAUAUGUAAUUUCUUUAUAUUCUACUUUGAUGUCAUCGUGUCUUUUAUAAUGAAGUAUGACAAUAUGAAAAGUAUGUGUGCAUUUAAUUCUUAAAAGAAAAAUUCAUUGCUAAUGGAUAGGUUUGUUAUCGGAAGGGUUUAAUGGUCUUAAAGAAACCAUAAUAAAACUCACAGGAAACUAUCAUGU